AUGGUUUCCAGGAGUUGUAUCGGGAUUUCAACUAUGAAACCCUGUUCUAGGAUAUUAGGUAGCUAUAAUCAUUCAAUUUUUUGGUACCCAUUCGGGAGAUGCAAUCUCCAGGUUAUGGAUAAUUUGUCGAAAUCACAGCAAAAGAUAAAGGAUGUACAUAGAAUGGGCGGUGGUAGGUACCGCCAUAGGCACAGGGUUGUCACACUUACAAGAGUAAUCAAUUCGAAUCGGUGUGCUUUUUGUGGAUCCGAUUCGAAUGGGGAUCAGCACAGGGAUUCUUUUUGUAAUUGGCUUGGUAGGAGUAAGAAUAGGCUUGCAUUUGUUGUUCCUAAAGUAGCUUCUGAUAUGAAGAGCCAUUCAACUUCCACUGAAGCUCAAGUUAAUGACAAGAGCUUCAAGAAGUUCUAUAUUCAAGGGGGUAUGAAUGUAAAGCCUUUGGUGAUUGAGAGAACAGAAGCCCAGGAAGAUGUUGUAGAGACAUAUGAACAGAAAGAUGGGGGUAGGGUAGAGAUAACUGAUGAUUCAACUGUAAAUAAAAAUGAUUUAAAUGGGUCAAGUAUUUCAAAAUUGACCCCUGAGAGAGAGGUGUCUGAGGUAGAAAAGGAAGCAUGGAAGCUGCUCCAGGGAGCAGUUGUAAACUAUUGUGGAUAUCCUGUGGGGACAGUUGCGGCAAAUGAUCCAGCUGACAAGCUGCCGCUGAACUAUGACCAAGUUUUUAUUCGUGAUUUCAUCCCGUCAGCUCUUGCAUUCUUGCUUAAUGGAGAAGGGGAGAUUGUCAAAAAUUUUCUGCUCCAUACUCUUCAGCUGCAGAGUUGGGAAAAAACUGUGGACUGCUAUAGCCCUGGACAAGGGUUGAUGCCUGCAAGUUUUAAAGUGAGAACCAUGCCACUUGAUGGAAGAAAUGGUGAAUUUGAGGAUGUUCUGGACCCAGAUUUUGGUGAAUCUGCUAUUGGGCGAGUUGCACCUGUUGAUUCUGGGUUGUGGUGGAUUAUUUUAUUAAGAGCUUAUGUAAAGAUUACAGGUGAUUAUACACUGCAAGAGAGGGUGGAUGUGCAGACAGGCAUUAGAUUGAUACUUAAUCUCUGCUUACGUGAUGGUUUUGACAUGUUUCCUACACUCUUGGUCACUGAUGGUUCCUGCAUGAUUGAUAGAAGGAUGGGAAUUCAUGGCCAUCCACUUGAAAUUCAGGCCUUAUUUUACUCUGCUUUGCGCUGCACUCGUGAGAUGCUAAUUGUGAAUGACUCAACCAAAAGUCUGGUUGCAGCCAUCAAUAAUCGGCUGAGUUCACUAUCAUUCCAUAUAAGAGAAUACUACUGGGUGGAUAUGAAGAAAAUUAAUGAAAUAUAUCGUUACAAGACAGAAGAAUAUUCUAUGGAUGCUAUCAACAAAUUCAACAUCUAUCCAGAUCAGAUUCCACCGUGGAUUGUAAACUGGAUUCCAGAAACUGGUGGAUAUCUUGUUGGCAACCUACAGCCUGCUCACAUGGAUUUUCGGUUUUUCACACUUGGAAAUCUGUGGGCUAUCAUUUCUGCAUUGGGCACCCAUGAACAGAACGAGUCUAUUCUGAAUUUUAUUGAAGGUAAAUGGGAUGAUCUCAUUGCACAAAUGCCUCUCAAGAUAUGUUAUCCAGCUUUGGAGGGUGAAGACUGGCGAAUAAUAACUGGAAGUGACCCUAAGAAUACCCCAUGGUCAUAUCACAAUGGAGGUUCCUGGCCAACCCUUCUUUGGCAGUUUACCCUUGCUUGCAUUAAGAUGGGAAAACCAGAACUAGCAAUGAAAGCAGUAGCUGUGGCUGAAGAGAGGCUUCCAGUGGAUCAGUGGCCCGAGUAUUAUGAUACAAGGUAUGGAAGAUUUGUAGGCAAACAAGCUCGAUUGAAUCAGACAUGGACUGUUGCUGGGUACUUGACAUCAAAGAUGCUUUUGAAGAAUCCAGACAUGGCAUCCUUGUUGGUUUGGAAUGAGGAUUACGAACUACUGGAAAAUUGUGUUUGUGGGUUGACAUUUAAUGGGAGAAGAAAGUGUUCUCGCUUUGGUCUUAGAUCUCAGAUUGGUGUCUAAAUGGCUCGGGGAAUACAGUCCAGUCCAGUCCAGAGCGUUGUAGAGUAGCAAUUAAGUUGCAGGCAUUUGGGAAACAUAAAAUGUAUUAUAUAUAUAUAUAUAUAUAUAUAACGUAAGCUGCUGAAUUAUAGGAUGGCUAAUAGACAGACGCAGACCCAAUUGCACUGGAUGCAACGUAUGUAUGUGCAUACAGUAACUAAGCUCUUAGGUCUGUGACUCUGUGAGGGAAAAUAAUACUAGUUUGGUUAAUAAAUAGUGGGGCGGGGGUACAUCUUGUUGGAUCUCAAUUUUAAUUUUGUGUGUUUAUGAUCCGAUCAUGAAUUAUAUUUUGUAUGGCAGCUUACAAAUUCAGAAGGGGAUGCAUGCUUGUAAACCCUGGGAAGUGGUAAAUUAUUGUGUGGACCAUGGUCCACAUAGUGUUGCAUGGACCAUAGCAAAAAA
Molecule: messenger RNA, 2499 nt
Organism: Ipomoea triloba (trilobed morning glory)
Lineage: Eukaryota; Viridiplantae; Streptophyta; Magnoliopsida; Solanales; Convolvulaceae
Product: alkaline/neutral invertase A, mitochondrial-like
Exons: 6
Coding region: 1-2058 (685 amino acids)
Biological process (GO): sucrose catabolic process
Cellular component (GO): mitochondrion
Molecular function (GO): sucrose alpha-glucosidase activity; endo-alpha-N-acetylgalactosaminidase activity
Source: RefSeq, a predicted model, not a curated record